GCCCUUCCAAUUUUUGUUUUCGUCUAACUAUACUAAUCAAUUUCGAGAAUCCCUAUAAUUAAAAUCCUAGGUCAGCCAUUGAUUAGGUUGAUAUUUGACAGUACGACAACUACAUCACCAUGUCUGCUACCACAAUUGCCAUAUUUUUACACUAUGUGGACCUAAGCUUCAAACAUAAAGUAACUGUAAAAAAACACCCCAAAAGAAUUUAAAUAAAACCCACCAAUAGUCAUAUUCAUAUUACAUGGACUUGACAGAUUUAUCUCCCCCAAAAGGUAGUAACUCUGAUGCUUCUAAUGCUACUAUAUAAUAUAUACCAUCAUGCAGUUGAGCUAAGUCUGCACUAAGCUACCUUAAACCAAGAAAGAUUUAGAGUGAGAGAGAUCUGCAGAGAAAUGGAGAAUAGAAGAAUGAUCAUCAUUAUCACAUUUCUCUGCUUGUUGUUACCUGAAUUUAACGCGGUUGCAAAUGUUCAAAGUGGCGUGACAACUGAACCGAUCACUCCAGCUUUCUUCAUCUUCGGUGACUCCCUGAUAGACAAUGGAAACAAUAACUACUUGUUCUCGGGCGCAAAGGCAAAUUACUACCCGUAUGGAAUAGAUGUCGGAGGACCAUCCGGGCGGUUUAGCAAUGGUCUUACGGUUGUAGAUUAUGGAGCGCGGUAUUUGGGGUUACCUUUGAUACCGCCAUACUUCUCGAUAACAUCAUUCGGAAAGCACAUCUUGAGAGGGAUUAAUUAUGCAUCAGCAGCAGCUGGGAUACUUGAAGACACUGGAAGACAUUAUGGGCAACGAACAACCUUGAGCGGGCAGAUAUCCCAGUUUCAGGAGACUCUAGCACUGAAAUUAGCGCCGCUUUUUGAGAGCCAAGAUGCAAUAAACCAGUACCUCGCAAAAGCAGUCUUCUUAGUCGACAUUGGAGGGAACGACUACCUCAACAACUACCUUCAGCCAGAGAGAUACGACAGCAGCCGUCUAUACAGUCCAGAAUCAUAUGCUGAUCUUCUCAGAGACACACUUACAGCCCAAGUAACUAGAUUAUACAACCUAGGUGCAAGAAAAUUUGUGCUAGCCGGAUCAGGUCCCCUCGGAUGUAUACCUGUAUACUUAUCCAGAUCAAGUGACGGAAACUGUAUGCAGAAUGUCAAUAAUUUGAUCAUCGCAUACAACAAUCGACUAAUCGAGAUGAAAAAUACUCUUAACAACAGCCUACCAGGUUCAUUAUUCGUCUAUCAAAAUACUUAUGAUCUUGUCAACGACAUGGUCCACAACCCUUCUACUUAUGGGUUUACUACGUCAAACAAGGCCUGUUGUGGGAACGGGAAAAAUGGAGGGGAACUUACAUGUCUUCCGUUGCAAGCACCGUGUCCAGAGAGAGAUCAUUAUCUCUUCUGGGAUUCGUUCCACCCAACACAAGCAGCAAACGCCAUCAUAGCACGCAGAGGCUACAGCCAGUAUGCCACUGACUGCACUCCGAUCAGCAUCUAUCAGUUGGCACAACUAUAAAUUCAUUAAGCUCUAUUAUUUCAUUAUGUUAGCAUAUUCAAACCACGGAAAUUAAGGUAGCAUCGUAUUGUACUCUGAUGUAACAAAACAAGUAAGCAGAAAUCAUACUCUUCUACUUUC
Messenger RNA from Amaranthus tricolor (Joseph's coat), 1625 nucleotides. RefSeq names its product GDSL esterase/lipase 7-like. Lineage: Eukaryota; Viridiplantae; Streptophyta; Magnoliopsida; Caryophyllales; Amaranthaceae. Bases 396 to 1505 code for a protein of 369 amino acids. The record is from RefSeq and is a predicted model, not a curated record. The transcript has 5 exons. Gene Ontology annotation, molecular function: hydrolase activity, acting on ester bonds.